AUGAUCACUAUCGAGCAAGUCGUGGCCGCCGCGCCGCCUCAAGUCCGUGAAACGCUUGACGACGGCACCGUCGCCUACCUUGGCACCGUGGUUGCUGGCAAACACACUCCCGAGGAGGUGCGCCUGGCGCUCGAGCCGUUCCUUGGCAUGGAACCACGCGAGCUCGAUGCCAUGUUUGAGCGCCUCACCCUCGAAUCAGCACCACCUGCCAACGGUGCGAGCAAUUUACCGAGGUUGCUGCCGCCCUCAGCAUCGUCCGCCGAGUCGUCCCGCCCUUCGACGCCGAGCAAGAAGAAGCGGAAGGAGAAGGCGCCGGGCAAGCCGGUUGUCAAUGCGUACUCGCAGCAGAGCCGGUUUCACGCAGCCACGAUCACGACACUCAGCAAGGAAGUCAACCUGCGUAAUGUCAACGUCACGAUUGACGAUGCCGACUUGCUGGUCGAUGCGCGGCUGUGGCUCAAGGCUGGUGUGCACUACGGUAUGGUGGGGCGCAAUGGCACAGGCAAGAGUACACUACUGAGCGUCAUCGGGGACAAGAGCCUCGUAGGAUUUCCGGAGAAUAUCCGGACGCUCUACGUCGCGCAGCUCGACGUGUUCGACACGGAUAUCAGUGUUGUCGACGCUGUUCUGCUGGCCGACACGGAGCGGCAGAAGCGCGUAGACAAUAUUCGGGCCCUCGAGGGAGGUGAGGACGAGGCGGUACUCAAGGUGGCUGUGGAUGCGUACGUUGCGCGGAUUGCGCACGAGCGUGUCGACGAUGCGCAGAAGAAGGCAACCCUACGAUCCGGAAAGCGUGGCAAGAUUGCGCGCGGUGCUGCGCUCAAGGCCGAGCAGACUAUGCUCGCGAACGUCCACGACGAGGUAUACGGUUCGCCUGCGGGCGCCGUCUCUGAAGUCGCCGCCAAGGUCAUUGCCUCGUUGUACGCCGAACUGGAUAAGAUGGACGCGCACAGUGCCGAAUCGAGGGCGCGGGCGAUUCUCUCCGGCCUUGAUGUCGACGAGGAUAUGCAGGAUGGCCCUGUAUCUGACCUCUCUGGUGGAUGGCGCAUGCGUGUGGCGAUCGCCAAGGCCAUGUUCAUCGAGCCCGACCUCCUCCUCCUCGACGAAUGCACGAACCACUUGGACCUCGCUGCCAUUGCAUGGUUGCAAGAGUACCUGACCACACUGGAGGACAUUACGAUCGUGUGCGUGUCGCACGAUCGCGACUUCUUGAACGGCGUGUCACAGGAGAUCAUUCGGCUCAAGGACAAGCAGCUCACCUACCAUCCCGGCAACUAUGACGCGUACGAGCAGGCGGAGGACGAACUGCGCAAGAAGCGAGAGCGGCAGCACGCAGCGCUGGAGCGCCGGCGUGAGCACGUGCAGAAGAGUAUUGAUCGGUUCAAGAAACACGCCAACAAGAGCGGCGACGAUAAGGUGCUGGGCCAGAUGGCGAGCCGGCAGAAGAAGCUCGAACGCAUGGCAGGUACCAACAAGACCGAGGAUGGCAAGCGCUUCAAAGUCUCAUACUGGGCGGGGUAUCACGACACUAUGCGGCCCGAGAUCGAGCUCAUCAAGGCUGAGAAGGACGUCGACCUGAGUAUCCCGAACCCCGAGAAAAUCCGGGGGACUGGGCCCCUCGUCGCCUUGCAUUCUGUCUCGUUCUCAUACCCGGGCAAGAAGCGGCGUGUGCUCAAGAGCAUCUCGCUGACCAUCAUGCCCGGCGACCACAUCGCGCUCGUGGGCCUGAACGGUUGCGGCAAGUCGACGCUUGUACAGCUGCUCUGCGGCGUACUCUCUCCGACGCACGGGCGCGCCGAGAUCUCACCCCGCCUCCGCAUCGGCCACUACACGCAGCACUUUGUUGACGAGCUCAGCAGCGUUGCUGAGUCGGGACUGGCUCUGCUGCAAGCUCGCGCGUACUUGGCGUUCAAUGCCGACACGGGCGCCGAACCGCCCAAAGAGGGCGACUUGCGCCGCUGGCUCGGGUCGUUCGAGAUCUCUGGCCAGCUCGCUUUGCGGUCGGCCAAUACGCUCAGCGGUGGGCAACGCGCGCGACUCGCCAUGGCCCUCAUGCUCUACGACCGGCCGCACAUGCUCCUCCUCGAUGAGAUCACCAACCAUCUCGACAUGUAUGCGGUGCAGGGGCUCAUCGCUGCGCUGAACGAGUAUGAGGGCACGGUCGUCAUCGUCACCCAUGACCGCCACUUUGUGCGCGAGUGCGCUGACGACGUAUACGCACUGGAGGACGGGCGCCUGCGUCUCCUCGACGACGGCAUCGACGAAUACGUCGAGCAGUUUGCAGACCUAUAA
Molecule: messenger RNA, 2292 nt
Organism: Cutaneotrichosporon cavernicola
Lineage: Eukaryota; Fungi; Basidiomycota; Tremellomycetes; Trichosporonales; Trichosporonaceae
Exons: 1
Coding region: 1-2292 (763 amino acids)
Molecular function (GO): ATP binding; ATP hydrolysis activity
Source: RefSeq, a predicted model, not a curated record